Molecule: messenger RNA, 891 nt
Organism: Elephantulus edwardii (Cape elephant shrew)
Lineage: Eukaryota; Metazoa; Chordata; Mammalia; Macroscelidea; Macroscelididae
Product: glycine N-acyltransferase-like
Exons: 5
Coding region: 1-891 (296 amino acids)
Biological process (GO): glycine metabolic process
Cellular component (GO): mitochondrion
Molecular function (GO): glycine N-acyltransferase activity; glycine N-benzoyltransferase activity
Source: RefSeq, a predicted model, not a curated record
AUGAUGUUCUCUUUGCAAGGAGUCCAGAUGCUUCAGAUGCUGGAGAAGUCCUUGAGGAAAAGUAUUCCUGAAUCCUUAAAGGUCUAUGGGACUGUCUUCCAUAUCAACCACGGGAAUCCAUUCAAUCUAAAGGUCCUGGUGGACAAGUGGCCAGAUUUUAAUACAGUGGUUGUCCGCCCUGAGGAACAGGACAUGACUGAUGACCUGGACCACUACACCAAUACUUACCAGGUCUACUCCAAUGAUCCUAAGAACUGCAAGGAAUUCCUCGCCUCACCAGAUGUCAUCAACUGGAAACAGCAUUUGCAGAUCCAAAGUACACAGUCUAGCCUGAAUGAGGUUAUACAAAGUCUUGCAGCCACUAAAUCCUUCACGGUGAAGCGAUCUCAGAACCUUCUCUUUAUGACGCCUCAGACCACAAAAAACCUAGUUCCUUUCUUGCUGGAUGAAAAGAACUUAUCGUCCAAGAAUGGCAGACCCAAGGCCAUCAAUGAAGAUAUGUUUAAACUUUCAACCCCAGAUGUCACCCUUGCUCCGUUAGUGAAUAAAUUUUGGCUUUUUGGUGGCAAUGAAAAGAGCCACAAGUUCAUUGAGCGCUGUAUCAAGAACUUGACCACCUUCUGUCUCCUGGGGCCUGAGGGAACUCCUGUGUCCUGGUCUUUGAUGGAUCAAACUGGAGAGCUAAGGAUGGCAGGCACUCUGCCCGAGUACCGCGGACAAGGCCUUAUCACCUUCACGGUCAGUUACCACGCCCAGACUUUGGAAAAACGGGGGUUUCCCAUCUAUUCUCACACAGACAGGAGAAACAAAAUCAUGCAGAAAAUGAGCUAUGCAUUGCAUCAUGUCCUCAUGCCCAGUGACUGGAACCAGUGGAACUGUGUACCUCUGUGA